AUGAAGCUCCUCAGUCCAAGUGGUUCUGAGAACCUGGGUGCGGCUAUUGCAAUGCUGGUAAUAGGGGCGUUCGCGGUUAUCCUUCGGUUCGUAUUUCGAAUAUCCGCGAAACAAAGCCUGAUGAUAUCGGACGGAUUAAUUGGGCUAUCUUUGGCAUUCAUGGCUGUUUACAGUGCCAGCAUUAUCAAUUAUGUCGUCAGCGGGCCGGGGCCUGGCACCUUCGACGUUACACAAAUAGAGACAAAUGAAGCGAACGGUGGUCUUACUUGGGGAAUUGCAAUGGCUAAAUGUCAUCCUGUCCAUAUGGUAUGGGAUGCCUUGGCCUCUCCCGAAUACUGCAUGUCAAGUGGCAAGCUCACCCUUGCCUUCGAGCUCACCAACCUCUUCGUCGAUGUCGCCAUGGUGGCGAUGCCACCCUUCAUGAUCGGCCAACUGAAUCUACGCAGUGCACAAAAGUAUUCAGUGUGUUGCAUCCUUCUCUUAGGUGGAAUGGUUUGCAUCGUCAGCAUGGUAAGACUGCACUAUAUCUGGGUUCCGUCGAACCCUGAAUUCAUGCAGACUGCCCCAGCCAUGGUCGCGUCGAGUGUCCAGCUUGGUACUGCAAUUCUCUGCGCCUGCUUCCCGACAUACGCGCCUUUACUCCGUUUCUGCUCGGGCGCCCGCAAAAAAACCAAUAAUACCCCUGGAAAGCACUAUACCUAUGGCUCCGGCUCACCAAUGAAUAAGUUAAAACAGGGGAACAGUUCAAUUCGCACAGAUAGUGAAUACGAACUUUGCGAUUCGCGGUACCAGCGUGUUUAG
This is a messenger RNA of Penicillium lagena, 801 nucleotides long. RefSeq lists its product as uncharacterized. Bases 1 to 801 code for a protein of 266 amino acids. The record is from RefSeq and is a predicted model, not a curated record. NCBI's taxonomy places the organism in Eukaryota, Fungi, Ascomycota, Eurotiomycetes, Eurotiales, Aspergillaceae. The transcript is spliced from 4 exons.